AUGGACCAUGCCUCCAUCCUCAACGAGGAGAUGGGCGGCUCAUAUGGCCGAGCCUUUAACCCAAACGAUCUGCCAAAGCAACUAGAACCUCCCGAAAUCAGAAGUGUUCGAAUUACUCAGGUUAUUUUUGAGAAGAUGGUUGGAUUGAUUAAGGAUGGAUAG
Molecule: messenger RNA, 162 nt
Organism: Echinococcus granulosus
Lineage: Eukaryota; Metazoa; Platyhelminthes; Cestoda; Cyclophyllidea; Taeniidae
Exons: 2
Coding region: 1-162 (53 amino acids)
Source: RefSeq, a predicted model, not a curated record